AUGCUAUCUAGCAAAGGGUUCCUUGUCGCCAGUAUUGCUGCAUUUGCUCUGACGGCUCUCUACCUUUUGGGGACAAUUGUUUACAAUGUCUUCUUGCAUCCGCUGCGAAAAUUCCCGGGUCCUCUAUUCAUGAGGGCUACACGAUUGCCCUUGGCCUACAAAGUUAUCACCGGCACCCUGCCUUUCGAAAUGCUCGAUCUGCACAACCAGUACGGUGAUGUCGUUCGAGUCGCACCUAACGAGCUGGCGUUUCUCGACGAAAAGGCCUGGAAAGAUAUCAUGGGACACCGCACUCAAGGCCGUCCGGAAUUCAUCAAGCCUCGCUUCUUCUACAACCCUACAAAUGCAGCUUCCAACAUCAUCAACGCAGUCGGGCCAGAGCACGCCAUGCUUAGAAGGCAAUUAGCGACUGGCUUCAGCGAGAAGAGCUUGCGAUGCCAGCAGCCCAUCAUCAUGAGGUACGUAGACCUGUUAAUUUUGCGAUUGCAUGAGCGCUGCAAGUUCGGUGACGUGGACUUGGCUUCCUGGUACAACUUUACCACCUUUGACAUUAUUGGAGACUUGGCUUUUGGAGAACCUUUCGGAUGCCUUGAGAAAUCCGAGUACAAUCCAUGGGUGCGAAACAUAUUUUCCGUGAUCAAAGUGGCCACUAUGGUUCAGCAAGCCACUUGCUUUCCGUGGUUGCGUGCCCUCCUUGUCCGCAUUUUAACGUCCCCGGCGGCUCGAUCGCGGCAAGACGCGCACAGGGAAAUGACAAGGCAGAAAGUCUUGAGGAGGAUUGAAAUUGGCAAAGACGAGGAGCGGCCUGAUCUCAUCGAAGGCCUUUUAAAGAAGAAGGACGAAUGGAGCAUGCCGGUCGCGAAUAUUGAGAGAAACGCCAGUGUACUCAUCGUGGCAGGGUCGGAAUCAACGGCUACAGCUCUGUCAGGCAUCACGUAUCUUCUAGCGAAGAACCCUAAAUCGUUGGACCGCCUCGCUCAAGAGAUUCGCUCGAGCUUUGAUUGUGAGGAAGAUAUCGACUUUAUCUCGGUCAAUAGAUUGACUUAUCUCAUGGCCUGUAUCGAAGAAGGUCUGAGGAUAUACCCUCCCGCGCCUGUGGGAACUCCUCGAGUAACUCCAAAAACCGGCGCUACCGUAUCCAGACACUUUGUCCCACAGGACACGACCGUGGCGAUCCAUCAUUGGGCGGUAUACCACAGUGGGAAAAACUUUACGAAGCCCUUUGAGUUUCAUCCAGAGCGUUUCUUAGGAGAUCCCGAGUUUGAGUCCGAUCAUCGUGAAGCUCUACAGCCUUUCCACACUGGGCCGAGAGGAUGCUUAGGGAGAAACCUGGCGUAUGUCGAAAUGAAGGUCAUUCUAUGCCGUAUGAUCUGGAACUUUGACAUGACUCUAGCUCCAGAAUGCAAUCAGUGGAUGGAAAGCCAAAAGAUCUACAAUCUAUGGGAAAAGGGGCCCUUGAUGUUGAGAUUGAAAUCUAUUGUAUCUACCUAA
Clonostachys byssicola is the source of this 1491-nucleotide messenger RNA. The record is from the annotation of a GenBank genome assembly. NCBI's taxonomy places the organism in Eukaryota, Fungi, Ascomycota, Sordariomycetes, Hypocreales, Bionectriaceae.